Dioscorea cayenensis subsp. rotundata (Guinea yam) is the source of this 960-nucleotide messenger RNA. RefSeq lists its product as uncharacterized. The record is from RefSeq and is a predicted model, not a curated record. Lineage: Eukaryota; Viridiplantae; Streptophyta; Magnoliopsida; Dioscoreales; Dioscoreaceae. The coding region runs from base 63 to 869 and encodes 268 amino acids. The transcript has 4 exons. Gene Ontology annotation, molecular function: protein binding.
UUUCAUUUACCAAAUUAAUUACAGCACAAAUUGUUAGAGAAAGCAGUACUAUACUAACACAAAUGACAACCAAAAGAAAAGACAGCAUGGGUGAAGCAGCUACAAACAGUCAUCUCAAAAUGGAGAAGGAGCCUUGUUCUAUCCCUCAAGCUUCUGGAUGGACAAACAACGCCAUACGAAUUGGUGGUGCAAUUGUGCACGGUUUAGCAGGCUCAGGACCUCUCAUCUUGUCAUGCGUGUGCCUUUUCCUUGCCUACAAGAACCGAGAAAAGCGUAGCAAGUUGCUACAAAGAUCUUUGUCCUUAGCUGCACUACAUAGCGGCAAGGUGACAUUGAAUAAUAUCCUUGCCUCAGCUGAGGUUAGGCAUGAUAGUUCUGCUGUUAAUCUUGCAUUUAAGGAGUUCAAAAUACUUCUUAACUCUGAUCAAAUUCAUUUCACUAAGUUGCAGAAAGAGGCAACGAAGUUGGAGAUGACAGGACAAGAAGAUAAGGCAGUGCACUUGCUAACUGAGGCGUAUGAGAAAGCUAAAAAUAAAGGGAAGUCACAUGAGGCUUAUGAGCUUGAAAUGUUGCUUGUUGAAAUGCUUAUUUACAAUGGACAUUUUACGGAAGCUUUGGGUAAAAGUUGCCUGAAUGAGAAAGAGAUAUCUGAUGUUCGCAGACCACUCUAUAAGGCAAUUAUCCACAUCCUCUUACAGAAUAUGGAACAAGCUGAAGAGGCCUACAAUGAGUUUCUGUGCAUGCAAAACGAUUUCUGCUGGAUAUAUAACAUUGCAGAGGAAUCUCCGGAACAUGACAUAGGGCACAAUUUUGCUGAAUUUAAAAUGGUCGUCAGCAAUAUCAAAAAGGAUAUUAAACAUGCUCAAUAAAAUAAAUCUACAAUAAAAUUCCUCAUAUCCAGAAAAAUAAAUUAAGGUCUUCUGAUAAAAUAAUGAAAAAUAGAUAUUAUAAGUUCUCAUA